AUGGAUCAAAGGAAGAAAGAAAUUAAUGGAUCAGGCGUUUUGCUUUGGGAAAUUUAUAAAUCAAAAAAGGAUGGGAGAAUGGGAUUAGCAGUAAUUUUGUUUGGUUCAAUGAGAAAAUCUGGUUUUGUUUAUAGUGACUGCGGUGGAGGAAUAAAUAGUUCAGAGGCAGUAGAGUUAGGAGCAUUGAGAGAGCUCUAAGAGGAAUCUUGCAAUUUAUUUUAGUUAGAAAAAAAGCAUCUGACUACUUAUGUGCAAACAAAAUAAUAUAUCUGUUAUAACAUAUUUUUAAAUAGCUUAUAAAAGGAUAUUAGAUAGAGUAUCUUCAAAGAUAAUUUACGUCUACUAAAAGAUGCUAACAGUCCACAUUCUUGGAGAGAAACAAAAGCUAUUAGAAGAUUCUUUAUUGACGACCUUGUUAAGCUAAAUAUUUAAAACAACCAAGAUUUCAAUUUCACCGGAAUUACUACUAGAGGAGAAUAGGUGAAUAUAUAGCUAAGAUGUGUUAAUGUAAUAAAAUAAGUAUUAAAUUAAAACAUUGUUAAUAUAAAAGAAUAAACCAUAUCUGCUCCUUCUCUAUAGAUAUCCUUAAAAAAUUACUAUCUACCUAAUGGAAGCAGAUUAACGUUUCUAUAAGGAACUAAAACAUUUUAGAUAGACUAGGCUUUUUUAGAUAUAUCAAGUUCAAUUUAGUAUUAGAAACAGAUAUAAUUAGCUAUAGAUCCUGAUAGAAUUCAUUUUAGUUAAGUAGUUAACAAUUAAAUUAAAAAUCAAAGUGAUGAGUAAGUCUAAUAAAACAGCGAUUAAAUAUAGUUAUUGUAGAGAAGUAACAUUUAAAAACCAUUUUAAGAUAUCCUCUAAAAUUAUACCAUCACAAACAAAACUUUGAUUUCAAAAAUUUAAGAGCCAAAAAAUAACAGAAGAGGAGGAGGAGUUCUCAUUUUAGCAACUAGUGAAAACGGAGAAUAAGGUUUAUUAUUGGUGAAGGACUCAAAAGAUAUAUGCAGUGAUAUGGGUGGAUCUUCAUCUCCUCAUGAAAUAGAUAUCAAAGAAGCUGGAAUAAGAGAAUUAAAGGAAGAAACAUCAAAUACAUUUAUUCUGAGUGACAUACACUUAAAUAACCAGCAUUCUAUCAGAAUUUAAAAUUAUCUAUGCAGUGUUGUUCAUAUUGAAGUGAAUAUUCCUCUUCUACAGAAAGUUUUUGAAAAUAACGUUUAGAUGCUAAAUAACUUGAGUUAGCAUGUUCCUAAAUGCUGGAGAAAUAAAAAAGAAAUUUUAUUCUUCCCAAUAUCGAAAAACACCCUCAAUUUCUAAUAAUUUGACAUAAAUGCUGAUUCAUAUUACUUAAUUGAUUCUAAGGGCAACAAAUGUCAAAUAAGAGACAGAACUGCUAUUAUCAUUCAUCAUUUGAUAAUUAGUCAGAUGUAUCUCUAUUUACCUAUCUAAAAGGUAGUCCUUGAAGAUAAUUCUAAUAGCGAAUUUCUCUACAAUGACGAGUUUAAAUUCUUACUAAAUACUCAUUCAUUUGUAUUUGUGUGA
This is a messenger RNA of Tetrahymena thermophila SB210, 1536 nucleotides long. RefSeq lists its product as hypothetical. The record is from RefSeq and is a predicted model, not a curated record. The transcript has a single exon. NCBI's taxonomy places the organism in Eukaryota, Ciliophora, Oligohymenophorea, Hymenostomatida, Tetrahymenidae.